CUCCUGGGUGCCGAGGGUUCAAGCCAUUUGGGAGGCGGGAAGGGCAAGUCUCCCUCCCCAAGUUCCAACUCUUGAGAGUUGAGGAAGAGGGUGGAAGAUAAACGGGGUGCGGGGCAGGAGAGCUAUUCCCAAAUCCUCCCCACACAGUCGGGGCUCUAAAACAAAGAUAAUUACCCAACAUUCACCUACAGAUCAGACCUGGCGCCAAAGCAAGGUAUUCAUCUGUCCCCAAAACCUGUAAGUCUGGGUAACCAGAGUUCCUGGUGGAAUCUCCCAGGUCUUACUCUCCUGAGAGCCUCAUUUGUGUUACAGCCGCCCGGGAUGCUGGCAUGGGUAGGAAUAGGGGAUUUUAGGGGUGGACGCAGAGGGCACAAGUGCUGGAGUUCUGCCCUAGUGCGCCAGUCCGUCCCUCGUCUGAAGGCGGAGCGCCAGGGCCGAAAAAGUUGAAAAUGACUUGAAAUGGAAGUCGGAGACGACACCAGGCUGGGUUUAUGGAGUCACAACCUGAUCAGCAAUUGAGUUAGAAUGGGGAAUUGUAAGAGACUCCGGACAAAGUGCAUGGUUUUGGUGACAGGACGUCUACGUCUGGACCCGGUUCCUGACCUAUUCCCACGACCAGGAUCGCUUGAAACUCGAUCGAGCAUCAACACCCCUGUGUACCUCCACCAAGAUGGCUGCUCUUGGACACACGCUGCCCUUCUACACUGGCCCCAAGCCAACCUUCCCAAUGGACACCACUUUAGCUGUUAUUAUCACAAUCUUCCUGACUGCCCUGGUCACCUUCAUCAUCAUCCUGCCUGGCAUCCGUGGGAAGACAAGGCUGUUCUGGCUGCUACGGGUGGUGACCAGCUUAUUCAUCGGGGCUGUGAUCCUGGUUCUGAGUGGUCUGUGGGCCAUAUCAACACCAACACAACCUACAAAGCCUUCAGUCCCAAGCGGGUCAGCGUGCACGUGGGACUGCAGAUUGGGCUCGGAGGACUCAACAUCACCCUCACAGGGACCCCAGUGCAGCAGCUGAAUGAAACCAUCAACUACAAUGAGGAGUUCACAUGGCGCCUGGGCAAGAGCUAUGCAGAGGAGUAUGCCAAGGCCUUGGAGAAGGGCCUUCCAGACCCGGUGCUAUACCUGGCUGAGAAGUUUGCCCCUCGAAGCCCUUGUGGCCUGUACAACCAGUACCGCCUGGCAGGACACUACGCCUCAGCCAUGCUGUGGGUAGCAUUCCUCUGCUGGCUGCUGGCCAAUGUGAUGCUGUCUAUGCCAGUGCUGGUUUAUGGUGGCCACAUGCUGCUGGCCACUGGCCUCUUCCAGCUGUUGGCACUGUUCUUCUUCUCCAUGACCACGUCACUCAUGUCCUGCCCGCUGCGCUUGGGCACUGCUGUACUGUACACUCACCAUGGGCCUGCUUUCUGGAUCACAUUAGCCACAGGACUGCUGUGCAUUCUGCUUGGCCUGGUCAUGGCAGUGGCCCACAGGAUGCAACCUCACAGACUGAAGGCUCUUUUCAACCUGAGCUCAGAGGACCCCAUGUUGGAGUGGGGCUCUGAAGAAGGGGGACUCCUGAGCCCCCACUACCGGUCCAUAGCUGAGAGUCCGGAGACUCAGGACAUUCCCAUGUCAGAGGCUUCCUCUGAGACGUGUCUUAAAGAGGAAUGCCUCAAAGAGUCCGACUGUUCCCUGUAAUGCUCUUCUGGUGGAUACUGAGUUUCCAGACUGGCUGCAGGCAUCACUGGAGCCCACACAAAACCAGCAGAACUGCCCAGGAAGUGGGUUUGGGUUGUGUCAUGUGCUCCAAUUUGUUGAUGUAACAGAGCAGGGAGACACAACCUACUAAUGCAAAAAAUAAAUGAACAAAAGUCCCAAGGUUCUGAA
Rattus norvegicus (Norway rat) is the source of this 1869-nucleotide messenger RNA. NCBI's taxonomy places the organism in Eukaryota, Metazoa, Chordata, Mammalia, Rodentia, Muridae. The record is from RefSeq and is a predicted model, not a curated record.